Fusarium tjaetaba is the source of this 624-nucleotide messenger RNA. Its product is annotated as NADH oxidase. The coding region runs from base 1 to 624 and encodes 207 amino acids. The record is from RefSeq and is a predicted model, not a curated record. NCBI's taxonomy places the organism in Eukaryota, Fungi, Ascomycota, Sordariomycetes, Hypocreales, Nectriaceae. The transcript has 2 exons.
AUGAAAGAUAUCAUACCGGACGUGUACCAGCUUGGGAUUUCUGGCCAUUUCCCCGGAGCGCUCAACCUUACUGAAGCUGUAAUCCAAGACAUCGACAAUUUCAAGCACUGCGAACCCUGGAAAUGGAAUGAGACUUUGGAAGAGGUUUGCAAAAAUCGCAUCAGAGUACAUAUUGUCGACUACAACACAGCAGAAAGUCUCGACCACAUGUUGGUCGCUUUCCUCGUCCUCUCUCUCCUCACCAACGUGGCAUCUUUCUACGUCAUCUACAGAACUGGUGCAGUACGCCACCCUUAUACCACGGCAAUUCUCGGCUUGGACAUGAUGCUCCUCUUCACAAGUUUCGCCUUGUGCUUUGUGGUGAUGAGUUACGAGGUUGGCCCGUACGUGGAACAUGUCCCACUGCAGAAAUUUUCAGAAAUUGAAAUGAUCGGUCCUGGCUUUUGGGCGUUGCUCGGGAUUCUUGUUAUGCGGAUGUCUACGACUCCGAUUUUGCUCGUGGGUAUAAUCCCCUUACUGAUCCCUGUGGCUGCCGUCUUUGGUUUCCUUGUACACAUGAAGGGCUUCUUCACUCUUGUCCGCACUGCUGUUUUGACGGAUCUAUCGAGACUGAACGCCACCUGA